Messenger RNA from Diplodia corticola, 2568 nucleotides. RefSeq names its product kelch repeat protein. Gene Ontology annotation, molecular function: protein binding. The record is from RefSeq and is a predicted model, not a curated record. Bases 1 to 2568 code for a protein of 855 amino acids. NCBI's taxonomy places the organism in Eukaryota, Fungi, Ascomycota, Dothideomycetes, Botryosphaeriales, Botryosphaeriaceae. The transcript is spliced from 5 exons.
AUGCCAUCGGCGACCUCGAACCCGCGGCGCAAGUCCGUCUUCCGUGAGGUUGGACUCGUGGACGACGACAGGGAAAAGUUCGCGCCGGUGCCCAUGAGGGUGCCGAUUCUUUCUACGCCAUCGCUCCCGUCCCGAGGCAGCAGGAAGCCCGCCGUUUCGCCCAAUGUCGCCCGUUUACCCUCUUCACCUACCGAUUACUGGCCAUCACCCUCGCCGCUGGAGGAUGUGAGGGAGGAGGAUUUGGGAGACGACGAGGACUCGGAUUGCGAAAUUGACGGUAAGGGUGGACUGACGGAGAAGCGGCAACCGUCGGUGAAGAAGCGCGAAGCUGUGUUUGUGCCUGAAGGAGGAGGAGGAAGAGGAGGACUCGUUCAGGCGAAGGCAGAUGUGGAUGCCGUUGCAGCCGCCGCCGCCGCCGCGGGUGGUGUGACCAAGUUGUAUCGGCUAUGCGUGCUCGCGUUGCUUGUUUUCCUGGUCAUCCCCGUGACCAACAGGCUGCCGCUCUUUGACUCCAAGGUUGCAGGGCCCAUGUAUGGCGUCAGUGCGGGACUCAUUCCGUCGAGAGGGACGCUGGAAAAGAGAGCGGAUAGCCCGACGGACGUGUGCACGAGGUGGAGCCAUGCCACUGCAAUUGUCAAUGGCACCCUAUACAUCUACGGCGGUCGUGCGACAACCGACGCGGAUCAGUCGAGCAACACUUGGAACAACGACUUCUUGACUAUGGAUCUCACCGAGUCAUGGCAAAUCUCCUCCCCAUCGUUCACGGGUCUGCCGCAGCCCUCCGGACCGCCCUCCGUCUCGCUAGCCUACCUAUGGAACUCGCGCACCUCGCUAUUCCUCUACGGCGGCGAGUUCCAAGACGGCAAUUCGGGAAACACUCCCGACUACCCGACCGCCUUCUCGCUCUGGGAGUACGACAUUCCUUCGUCUUCAUGGUCUCAGCACAAAGACCCCAAAACUUCUGCAGGGACAAACGCGGAGGCCAGCAACGAGGCGGUACAACGUGCAGCCGAAGGCGCAGGUGCAAACGUGGCCAGCCUUGGCCGCGGAUUCUACUUCGGCGGUCACCUUGACACAUGGACUACCGAGGAUUGGUCUAGCUCGAUCGCGCGCAUCUACCUAAAGUCCAUGGUUGAGUAUACUUUCCCGGGUUCUUCCAACAACGGCGUGGAUUCUCUCGGGGAUGACAAAUCAGCGGGCUCGGAUGGCGUUUGGCGCAACAUCACUGAAGGAGGCCUCCAAGAGACGAGCGGCUUCCCGGAACGCGCUGAUGGCAUCCUGGUGUAUGUGCCUGGGUUUGGCGACGAGGGGAUUUUGCUUGGCCUCGCAGGUGGCACCAACUCUACUUUCACGCAGAUGAACAUCAUAGACAUAUACGACAUCGCCACGUCCACGUGGUUCAAGCAGCCCACCAGCGGCACGUCACCGAAGAUCCGCGUCAACCCUUGCGCAGUGGUCGCGGCGGCAGCAGAUGGCUCGAGCUACAACAUGUACAUGUUCGGCGGCCAAGACCUGGGCGACGACCAGACGCAGUACGACGACAUGUGGAUCCUGACCAUCCCGUCCUUCACCUGGAUCAAAGUCGACCAGGGCUCGCAAUCGGUGCCCCCGGCCCGCGCCGGCCACACGUGCAACAUCUGGGACGGCCAGAUGAUCGUCGUGGGCGGCUACGUCGGCGACCAGCUCUCGUGCGACUCGCCGGGCGUCUACGUCUUCAACACGUCCUCGCUCACCUGGGGCACCCAGUUCACCGCCCUCUCCGGCAGCUCGGCCCAGGACGCGUCCGGCGCCGGCGUCUUCGCCGAGGGCUCCAAUCCCUUCUCCCAGCAGCUCGCCCAGCGCGGCGCCAACUCGUCGUCGGGCCUCGAGGGCUCCUACGGCUACACGGUCCCCGAAGACGUCAUCUCGGCCGUCGGCGGCGACACCGUCGGCGGCGCCACCGUCACCGCCCCCGUCCAGACCGUCACCGCCGGGCCCAUGGCCACGGGCAAACCCAUCACCUACACCGUCACCAACGGCGACGGCUCCACGACGACGACGACGUCGGUCGUCGGCGCCGGGUCGAACUCGGGGUCCUCGGGGGGCACCAACGUCGGCGCCAUCGUCGGCGGCGUCCUGGCCGGCGUCUUCUUCGUCAUCGCCGCGUACCUCGCCUUUUGCGCGUGGGUCUACCGCCGCCAGCUGCUGCUGUACAAGAACCACGUCGCCAUGGCGCAGGCCCACGCCGCGGACCCGGCCCGUGCCCAGGAGAAGACGGGCUUCGUCAUGCCGCCCGGCGCCGUCGUGGGCGGGUCGUUGGCCACGUCAUCGGAAGGCGGCGGUCAUCCGGGAAGCGGCAUCAGAAACAAUAGCUAUGCGGCCGGCAGCAGCGGCGGGCCGACGAGCGGGUCCGGAAGCAAUGCCGAGUACGCUGCCGCCGCCGGCGGCGGCAGUGCAGCUGCGGGGAGGAGAAGCGGAAGCGUGAGCAGCACGGAUGAUUUGCUGGCCGGGUCGGAGCCGAGCUUUUGGGGGACGAGGGGCGUGUUGUUGAAUCCGAGGAGGAGUUUGAGGGUUAUCAAUAGGGAUUGA